Galendromus occidentalis (western predatory mite) is the source of this 573-nucleotide messenger RNA. RefSeq lists its product as uncharacterized. Gene Ontology annotation, biological process: tRNA 5'-leader removal. The transcript is spliced from 3 exons. NCBI's taxonomy places the organism in Eukaryota, Metazoa, Arthropoda, Arachnida, Mesostigmata, Phytoseiidae. The record is from RefSeq and is a predicted model, not a curated record. Gene Ontology annotation, molecular function: ribonuclease P RNA binding. Gene Ontology annotation, cellular component: ribonuclease P complex. Bases 4 to 459 code for a protein of 151 amino acids.
ACGAUGGUGCGCACCAGACAGCGAUACAUGCUUUGCAAGCUUGUGCACAAGAGCGGCAACAAGUUUUGUGUCUUCGGACACACGCAGAAUGAAGUUGAAGAAGCUGUACGAAACAAAAUUCAGAAAAUGUACGGUGCGUACGGUGCCGCUAUAUGCAGAGAAGUCACAGUGAAAUAUUUGCACGCCGCUUCCGGAACAGUGAUUCUGAGAUUCGCUCCUCCGGGACAACGCAUAGUCGGUGGAGCUGUGACAAAUACCUCGAUUGGGGAUUUUCACUUUACAAUUUGUCAGGUCGCUGGCACAGGUCGCACCGUGACAAAGAAAUUGAUCCGAAUGCUCAAACUCGACAUCAUUGAAGCCCAGGCUCUAUACUCAUCCGCGGACCGGGAGAAGUCAGAGAAAAGCCUGUCCGAGCUGAUCGGGAAAAUCGAAUCGGGGGAGUCUGCCAUACCUUAUUGAGAUUUUGUUUCUCGAAUCCUACCGAUCCCCGCCCGCCUCCGCUGAUGCGCAUACAUUUAAGCGAGCCGCCGUGGUUCCCUGACUAAUAAAGCGCGACUGUCCGUGAUCGCAAAA